AUGGAAUUAUAUGGAUUCAAACUCUGUCUAGAGGCUUUACUGAUAGAUGUCCCAAUUUCCAAAUUUGUCUCAGAUCGCCACAUAGUUAUAUCAAGCUUUAUACAAGAGAACCAUCCAGAAAUAAUUCAUCGUUAUGACAUCUGGCAUGUUGCAAAAAAAGUGAAUAAAAUGUUAACAAAACUUGGCAAAGAAAAGGGUUGUGAAGUCAUCAACGAGUGGAUACGAUCAUGGGUUAAUCAUGUGUAUUGGAGUGCCACAACAACCAUGGAUGGGAAUGGUGAUGUGAUACUUGCCAAGUACAAAGCGUUUUUAAGCCACAUACUAAAUAAGCACGAGAAUCUACCCGACCCAUUAUUCAGUAGUUGCAGUCAUCGUCCAGAUUUAACAAAGCGCAAAUGGUUGUUAAAAGAUUCUGAUGCAUACGAAAAAGUCUGCAAUGCCCCGACAAAGCCAGGAUCCCUAAAAGGCAUAAAGAAGCUUUCAAAUGAUGCGCAGACUAGCUGUUUGGAAGGUUUUCAUUCUGUAGUCAACCAAUUUGCACCAAAGAUGAUUUGUUAUUCAUAUGUUGGAAUUUACUGCAGGCAUGCUCUAGCUGCAAUACAUUUCAAUUAUAAUGUCAACCGUGAUGUAUAAAGAAAGAAGAAUGGGUCUGUGCAGAUUAAAGUAGCCUACCCAAAAUUCAAAAAUGGUACCGCAACAGUAU
Rhopilema esculentum is the source of this 703-nucleotide messenger RNA. RefSeq lists its product as uncharacterized. NCBI's taxonomy places the organism in Eukaryota, Metazoa, Cnidaria, Scyphozoa, Rhizostomeae, Rhizostomatidae. The record is from RefSeq and is a predicted model, not a curated record.